AUGGCAUCACAAGAUCCCAUUGUCAAGGCGCUACAGGAGUAUACUGCCUGUGAUGUUUCUGACGCCCUGUGCAAGCUGAAAUACCGAAAUGGGGGCUUUCUGUCCGGCCUAACGCUGUGGUCACCACAACGACAAGAAGGUGACACCAAGAUUGUUGGACCGGCAUAUACCGUCAAGUACGCGCCAUUGGAUGACCCUACUCCUAAGCACCCAACACAUUAUAUCGAUUCCGUUCCGGAAGGCGCAGUUGUGUUUGUUUCUUGCCCGCCUAAGACACCGAAUGCUGUUUAUGGUGGUCUCAUGUCUGCCAGGGCACAGGCGAGUAAAGCUGUCGGCUCCGUCAUCGACGGUCGAUUCAGAGAUUUGCAGGAGCAGCGCGAUCUCAAUUUUCCUAUAUUCGCCCGUGAUGUUGGGACGGCUCCGCCAUACGAGCUAGUCAAGGUGGUUGGUGUGAAUGUGCCCGUCAAAUUGCAGACAGAUGAGCAAGAUAUGACGAUCAAUCCCGGUGACUAUAUCAUCGGCGAUUUGAAUGGUGUUGUCGUACUUCCCAAGAACCUAGCCGAGCAGGCUUUGCCUCUGAUGGCAAAGCAAGUUGAGGCAGACUCACAAAUGGCUGUUGAGAUCAAGAAGGGAUUUGGCGCUGCAGAAGCAUUGGCUGAUGUCGGAGCAAUUGUGACUAUUAUUUCAUCAUCACAAGAAAACAUCGACAAGGCCCUUGGCCGCCUGAACAAUCCCAAAGUUCAGGGCCGCGUGGGCGACGUUCGAGAUGAAGAGGCUUUCACCCAGCUUUUAGUUUCCCUUGCUCCCCUGGACCAUAUUGUAUUCUCUGGUGUCGACAAGAUCAUCCGCGGCCCACUUGCUGAGGCGAAUCUGGAUGAAGCGAAACACUUAUUUGGGGUUAAGUUUUGGGGGAGUAUCGUCGUGGGAAAAGCUCUUGCGAAGCACGAUAUCAUUUCUCCAGGAGGGUCCUUGACACUCACGUCUGGCGGUGCCGCAUUCAAACCCGGAAAGGGAGCGGCGAUUGGGGGAGCACUGAAUGGAGGUGUUGUAAGCCUAACAAAAGGUCUUGCGAAUGAGCUUGCGGACAAGAGAAUUCGCGUCAAUACUGUUGUACCUGGCCUAGUCAAGACAGAGCUCUGGGACAAGUUGGGUCACAGCAAAGAAAAGCAGGAAGAGAUAUUCAACAAAGGCUCAAAGGACUUGAGCGUCGGAUUUGUCGCAACACCUACAGAUAUCGCUGAGGCAUAUUUGUACACGGUUAGGGCAGAUUAUGCGAAUGGGACUCUUGUCGUAAUUGAUGGUGGUUCGCAGAUCUAG
Messenger RNA from Phaeoacremonium minimum UCRPA7, 1317 nucleotides. RefSeq names its product putative ribonuclease e inhibitor rraa dimethylmenaquinone methyltransferase protein. The transcript is spliced from 7 exons. The record is from RefSeq and is a predicted model, not a curated record. Gene Ontology annotation, molecular function: oxidoreductase activity. Bases 1 to 1317 code for a protein of 438 amino acids. Lineage: Eukaryota; Fungi; Ascomycota; Sordariomycetes; Togniniales; Togniniaceae.